GGCCCUCGGGCUUUUCAAAGCCCCCGGACUCUGGCAGCUAGCAACAUGUCUACCAACAGGAGAAUGAAGAGCCAAAGCGGGAGGAGAAACAAGAGCAGAUCUCCCCAUAAGGGGGUCAAAAGAGCUGGAGCUAAAAGGAAAUAUCGGAAGGCUGGGCUGAAGAGCAGAAAAAGAAGUGAGGAAGCUCACAGGACUUACCGUUCCAACUUGUGAUACCACCAAGAGCUCAGAGCUGCUGGACUUCUUAGCAACAUCAGUCCGCAGUGAAAAAGAAGGACAGGGGGUCUGCCAGGGCAACCAGAGGUUCGAUCAGAGAAGGAAAAAAGGAAACAUAUUCAAUGUGGGGAAAAUCCAAGCUUGAGGAAGUGAGGAAUGUAUAUGAUGGCAUUUUUUCCCCCCCAACAUCUCAAUAAAAUUUAGAAACCUGGUAAAAAAAGAAAAA
This is a messenger RNA of Antechinus flavipes (yellow-footed antechinus), 442 nucleotides long. RefSeq names its product transition protein 1 (gene TNP1). Gene Ontology annotation, cellular component: nucleosome; male germ cell nucleus. The record is from RefSeq and is a predicted model, not a curated record. Lineage: Eukaryota; Metazoa; Chordata; Mammalia; Dasyuromorphia; Dasyuridae. The transcript is spliced from 2 exons. The coding region runs from base 46 to 213 and encodes 55 amino acids. Gene Ontology annotation, molecular function: DNA binding. Gene Ontology annotation, biological process: spermatid nucleus elongation; spermatogenesis; chromatin remodeling.